Molecule: messenger RNA, 1029 nt
Organism: Pecten maximus
Lineage: Eukaryota; Metazoa; Mollusca; Bivalvia; Pectinida; Pectinidae
Product: protogenin A-like
Exons: 5
Coding region: 1-1029 (342 amino acids)
Biological process (GO): dendrite self-avoidance; homophilic cell-cell adhesion; axon guidance
Cellular component (GO): axon; plasma membrane
Molecular function (GO): cell-cell adhesion mediator activity
Source: RefSeq, a predicted model, not a curated record
AUGUCUGAUGGAAAUACAGAGUUGGAGCCUGGUGUUGUCAUUAUUCCGGGGCCACCUACUAUUAUAGUACAAAGGCGCAGCCCCCUUCUCCUCAACUGUUCCGCCUUUUCAAGUACUGGAUUUGGACAAACUACGUACAGAUGGACAAGGAAUAAGGUUGCAGUCACCUUGAACAAACGGAUCCAGUUGAUCGAAAAUGGAUCACUGUAUUUCCAACAUUUGAAGCGUCGAAAACGUCCCAGUCGGAGCGAUGAGGGACUUUAUGAAUGUUUUCUCAACAACAUUAAAGGUGUAGUCAUCGGGCGUCAAGUGUUCGUCAAAGUGGCAAGAAAUACAGAGUUGGAGCCUGGUGUUGUCAUUAUUCCAGGGCCACCUACUAUUAUAGUACAAAGGCGCAGCCCCCUUCUCCUCAACUGUUCCGCCUUUUCAAGUACUGGAUUUGGACAAACUACGUACAGAUGGACAAGGAAUAAGGUUGCAGUCACCUUGAACAAACGGAUCCAGUUGAUCGAAAAUGGAUCACUGUAUUUCCAACAUUUGAAGCGUCGAAAACGUCCCAGUCGGAGCGAUGAGGGACUUUAUGAAUGUUUUCUCAACAACAUUAAAGGUGUAGUCAUCGGGCGUCAAGUGUUCGUCAAAGUGGCAAGAAUUGCCAGUAAGUUUACCAAGAUGCCCGUGGACCAGACGACCGUUGUUGGGGGUGUGGCCCGAUUUGAAUGUAAGAUUGAAGCCACGCCCCCUCCAGUGUUUAUAUGGGAGAAAGACGAUGCCAGUCUACCAAUCAACAACAGAACCACCACUCUGGCUUCAGGAGUUUUACAAAUACAUAAUGUCCUCGCCGAGGAUGCGGGGACCUAUCACUGUUCAGCGCAGCACAGCUUCAAGGACAUAGCAAAUCUGCAUGAAACUGUGACGUCCAUGUCUCGGCGUCGUAGUGAGGCGGGCGUUCUCACUGUCACUAAAGGUAGGAUAUACACAGUGACGUCCAUGUCUCGGCGUCGUAGUGAAGCGGGCGUUCUCACUCACUAA